AUGGGCGUCGAUACUCGCCGAUCCAGACCCGUUCUCCCUGCUCCUACAGAGUCUCUCGUCGAUACUACAGCCGGAAGUACUACGGGCACAGACCUGGCAACUGACCUUUCUCGCCGCACAGACAAGACGUCCUUCUCAAUUCCAGACGACGGCAGCCCCAUCACCGUCUCCACCCAGCGGUAUCGGGACCGAGACGAAAAACGGUCGCACUCACACCGGGAUUCCCAUACUUCCCUUCUGAUCGAAUAUUUCGAAGCAGGAAAGGAACCAGGUAAAAUCGCCUCGCGACCAAGCGUUCGAGUGCGAGUGACUCCCUCCGGCUCUCGCAAGUCCAAGGACAGAGAUCGGGUUCAUAUCACAGAAUCAAAUCGCAAACCCUCAUACACCCGGCGCAUCUCAUUGACCUCGCCUGGUCGCAAGCCGAAGCAGCUGGCCGAGUCGGGCGCAGACGAGUACCUCAGUAUCAGCGAGGGGGAAUCAGUGGACGAGGAAGGUCGAUCCAUCUCACCCCGCCCGCCAGUGGAGGUCGAAUUGAUGAAUCGUGAUCGCUCCAGCGAGCUGUCAACACUCUCGCGCGACGCCAGACUUGUCUUUCCGCCAUCUGAUAUCUCAUCAAUGCCCGCUGACAGUAUGCUUGACACAACCUCCUCCGCUGGACCCCGGCGCAAGCGCAGCCAAAGUCUCGAGCGUGACUCCACUAUUGAAGACAAGGGUCUAUUGAAGAUGCCAUCUCGACAGCGCAGUCGUAGCCUGAGCAAAGAGCGCAUUGCUCACCGCGUGGCGGAAAAACUCAGCGGCUCACCGCAGGACAAACACCGACAUCGACACCGAAGUAAGCAUUCACGCAAAGAGUAUUUGGAUACCGAGUCCAAGUCAUCGCGUCGCAAGCACUACGAUGACGACGUUGUUCCAAGCGCCGAGUCGAGCCUGCUGAGCACCUCUGCGGUCUCGUCGAACCGAAAAUCGGGGGAUCAGUAUUCAAUACGAUCUGGAGCGUCCAAGUCCUCUAUUAACAACCCCAAGUUGUUGGAGACGGUGGAGGACGCCAUCCGCCGGUUGAUUUUGCCGGAGUUGAAGGAAAUGAAGAAAGACCAGAAGGUGUUGAAAAACACUAACAGGUUUGAGCGCGAUCGGGAUUUGAUGACAAACUAUUCAUCCACCAGCUCGAGAGACGAACUGGGCCGAAGGCUGUCCAAACAUUCAAGUGCGCCGGAUAUCGUCAAGCCCAGGGUGGUUUUGAACAAGAACAGCAAGGACGAGGGCAUCGUGCUCGCUGAGUCCGGACCCCGGACCAAGGAAAUCCCACGGGAGUCCCCGCGAACUCGCAAGUCCAGCAAAGGUAGUGAGACUUCAGACAAUGCGUGGGUCAAAUGGGGUCGCCCGGAGCUCACCGAGCAGGACAAAUUGCGACGGCAGAAGAGCAAAGGUCUGCGGGAUGCGCAAGCAGCUGGACGAGUGGGCUCUGCUCUUACCGCGGCAUCACUCAAACACCAUGACUCGCAAUCGAGCCUCGGCCAGAGCGAGCGAAGGGGCAGCGGAUCUCGGAAAAGUGUCGAUAGCUUCAAUCUCAACGAGACUGAGCUAGUGUUCAAAAAGCACAACGUGCCGCGCAUGCCCAUGCAUAGCGAGAUCGAUUCGGAGCUGACCAGGGCAUCUUUGCUCUCUGAGCGCACUGAAAGCCCGGGUCCCAAUGCUCAGUUUUCACAUGGGGAGGUGUCGCGCGGUUCGCCUCGCCAACUCGCCUCACCCAGCUCACGGACACCUACCCGUACCCCGACGAAGAAUCCGAUGGACACAGGCCCAGAGCUGAUGAUGCGGCAUGGAAACCAGUCACAGCGGGACCUCUCAACUCACAGCGCGUCCGAUCGUGAUCUCCACAGCAAAAGUCGCUCACCGGGCACUGACCACGGCGACUGGGUUAUUGCAGCUGCAGCUGCAGCGAAUUUGCUGGAUGCAGCCCAUCCUGGAGACCAGUCCGCACACGAAGACCGUUACGAACUCGGUCGACCUCUGAGUCCUAUUCAGAGCGUGGCAAGCGACCACACCGAGACUCACGUCCAUCAAAAGGGUCGCCUUUUACCUGCCUCUGACAAUGCUUUGGAACAACGACUUUCCAUUGAUUCCUUGUCAUCCGCUCCGAGCACGAAUCUAGCUCGUUCUACUAGAAACGCUAUCAGUCCCCAUAGCCAGCAAGGCGAUUACCAACAUGGCCGAGACGGUCUCGACAUUGGAUAUGGGCAGUCGCGACAUGCUUCCGAUGAGGAUCUCUACGGCCACGAUGAGGAUUCUCGUCUCUCGGGGGCAUAUGAUGACAGCGAAGUGGACUUUAUGGACAAAGUCAAAGAAGGUCAGCAUGUCUCUGAAGGCGCAGGUGCAAAUCCUCAAUUUGUACACCCGUUGGCGGUUGAGUCUAAUGUUGCAUCUUUGAUGGAUCCAUCGGUCCUGGAAUCACACACGUCGGGCCAGUCUGGCAACCGCUCCCAUGUUGACUAUGAACGUGCGGGCAGCAGAAGUCCCGAGAAGCGCGGAAGCCCAUUGAAACAAGUCCAAGGGGCUCCUAGCCUCGACGAGACUUCGUUCCCUCGGCGGAUGGGCAUGACAUCGCCGCCUCAGAGUGUCACUCAGUCGGUCGAGGGCUUGGACGAGCACGCCAUGCCUGUCGCCGGGGCGCGCGGUCUUGAGAGUCCCCUCGAAGAUGCUGAUGAGCGUAGCCAGGAGUCUGAGUCUGAAAUCAACACAAACCCGUCAAUCAUCCAAGGUCCCAUUGGCGGAGUACCUCCGGUCGACCAAGACCAUUGGGGCCCAGCUCCCGUUUCCUACUAUGACUCUCAAGGUGCUCAGCCUGACGGCGCUCACGAUCGAGUUCACCAGCCUCAGCGCAGUCUUGACGCCGAGUACUACGAGACCGCAAAGAACAUCUUUGGUGGCGAUGAUUAUUUUGUGGAGACACAGGAUGAUCAGCUGUUUGGGACACCUCCUCAUGCGAAAGAUGAGGGUUACGUAUCAGCCGCGAAUCCCAUGUCUCCAAGUAUCGGCACUCCUAAACAGGGUAGUCGUGGUCUGGCUGCCGGUGUGCCCGGGACUGGGGCAUUCGACAGCCCUACUGGAGCCGAGGAUCCCUUUGCUCCUGACCAACAGCGUCAUUUCAGUGGCUACUCUCACGGAGUGGAAUCGCCGCUUUAUGACAGCGCCACCGGUCGCGGAAUCGAAAGAAUUCAAUCUAAGGACAUCGUGGCGUUGAUGGAUCAUCUCACUGUGCGCGAUGCUCAACGUAAUGCUAGGGACACAGAGAUUCUGGUGACCCUCGUUCGAAGCGCCGCGGAGAUGCGCACCUCGUUUGAGGAAAUGAAGAAAUUCAUUGCGGCUCAAGAUGAGAAGCUGCAAGAUUCAACUGAGAAGCAGCACUCUCAGACUCUUCGAGCCUUGGGCGGCCCACGUCCCUUGCCCCCCAGUGGCUCUCGAAGUCGACAGAUGAAUCUGGACACCGAGGAAGAGUUUCAGUCGAAGCGAAAGAAUAUCUUCAAACGUGCGCUCAAAGGCCUCAGUCUCAAAUCUGGGAAUGACCUUGCUAAGAUUGAGGGCAUGUUGGAGCAGUUGCUUGAUGAGGUUGAGGCUCUGCGUGAAGGACAGGGUCUUCCCAGUCCUCGUGCUGGACUCCGCGGAGCUAGCGCUGACCCUUUCGAUCCAUCCGCUGAACACAAUGGAGCCGGGCCAGCGAAUUUCUCACAGAAUGGGAAUGCUGCUCGGGCCAGCACUUCUGAUCGUGGCGCCAGCGGUUAUGGCCAGCGAGACUUGGAUCAUGAAGACUCCGACAUUGACGAAGAUGACCGCUUCCUAGCUGCCCAUCUUCCUGUGCAAGAGCCUGUCCGCCACGAACGAGCCGGUUCGAUGCCUCUUUCGACGCCGCCUCGGAAGCCCGUGCCCACGGGAGCUCGAAGCACCGAGACGACCCCCAAGGAUUCCGUAGACAAGGCUCGGAAGCACAAGUCCAGUAACUCGUCGAUCUUCCCCAAAUUCUCGCGCUGGUCCAAGACUACGGCCUCAUCGAUGGGCGACAAUAUCCGUAACAGCAUGCAACCAAAUCGUAAAGAGCGUCCUCACUCCGACCCCUCUCGCUCUGCGUCGGACGUGCCCCAGGACGCAUACAAAACAGGUGAUUUCUAUGAUUCACAGGGUGAUGACCGCCUGCGUUCGACAUACACCCUUGACGAGGAGCAGGAUGAAAACCGACCUCCAUCCCCACUUGUUCCUUCUCAAGUCUCCGAAGCGCCCAAGUACCGUGCCCACCGGGGCAGUUUGGAUCUGCAACAUCCCCAGCCUCGCCAGGGUCCUACCGGCCGGUAUCGAAACCAGCUUGAGAACCAAGCCCAAUCUUACAACACCCCUACAUCACCCACCUCUGAGCAAUGGGGAUCCAAUCCCAGCUUGCCGCCAGCCCUGGCAAGUCAUAUCCGCCACAGCACGGGGAGCCGUCUGUCCCCGAUCUCUGAUGCGGGAUAUUCGGAGGCAAGCUCUCGUACACCGGGCCCACCUCGCCCACCUAAGGUCAAGGACAACGGUCCCCUCGUUCCUGAGCGUCCACCCAAAAUCUCUGAGGGAGAGGACGAUGCGUCAGCGCAAGCUCAAGACCACAACAACGGCGAUCGCGUCGUCUCCAAGAGCUCGUUGCGUUCUCCGCCCACACGCAGACCCACUGGUCCUCGACCUCUUACGUCUGGCGGAUCUUACAGUCCCAGCAACAUCAAGCGUACGCGCUACCGUGGCAGUCCGAUGCAGAUUGACUAUGACGAUACUUAUUGA
Penicillium diatomitis is the source of this 4800-nucleotide messenger RNA. RefSeq lists its product as uncharacterized. The transcript is spliced from 3 exons. The coding region runs from base 1 to 4800 and encodes 1599 amino acids. NCBI's taxonomy places the organism in Eukaryota, Fungi, Ascomycota, Eurotiomycetes, Eurotiales, Aspergillaceae. The record is from RefSeq and is a predicted model, not a curated record.